Molecule: messenger RNA, 1653 nt
Organism: Symbiodinium pilosum
Lineage: Eukaryota; Dinophyceae; Suessiales; Symbiodiniaceae
Source: the annotation of a GenBank genome assembly
AUGUUGAGUUGGGCCAUUACGUUUCUGGUGCUCGCGCUUAUCGCUGGUGUCCUAGGCUUUGGCGGGAUCGCCGGCGCGUCCGUAGGGAUCGCGAAGAUCUUGUUCUUUGUGUUCCUGGUGCUGUUCCUGAUUGGCUUGGUCGAAUGGGGCGCUCCUGGGCUUUACGGGAUGACCUUCUACAUGGCUGCUCGCAUCUUUCUCCGUGCGGUCAGCCGCGUUGUCGAUCGCUACGCACGCACUAACAUAGAGCCGGGAACGCCUGACAGACCAAUGCCCCGCCUGCUAUCCAUUGACGAUGACCGUUCGGUCCACCACCUGGUUACGAAGGCCCUCGAGGACACUGGCGUCGAAGUCGUGCCCGCGUUGACCGCUCGCGGCGGCGUGGACGCAAUCGAGUCGGAACGACCUGACGCGGUGCUGCUCGACGUGAUGCUGCCCGAUAUGUCGGGGCUGGAUGCGUUCCGCCUGAUCCGGCAGAUCGACUCGCGGCUGCCGGUCAUCAUCGUGACGGCCGCCGGCAGCAGCGAGACCGCUAUCGAGGCGAUGAAGCUCGGCGCCUUCGACUAUCUCACCAAGCCGAUCGACGUCGACAAUCUCGAACGGCUGGUGGGCCACGCGAUCGAGUCGCGGCGGCUUGCGAGCGUGCCCGUUGGCAUGGCCGACCUUACCGAGCCGCAGGACCGAGGGGACGCGUUCGUGGGUCGCUGUGAGGCGAUGCAGGAGGUGUUCAAAUCGGUCGGCCGCGUAGCGCCGCAGUCAGUUCCGGUGCUGAUCCGUGGAGAAAGCGGCACCGGCAAAGAACUGGUCGCCCGAGCUAUCUACCAGCACGGCGCCCGCAGCGAGGCGCCGUUCCUCGCGGUCAACUGUGCUGCGCUGUCGGAGACGCUGCUCGAGAGCGAGCUGUUUGGUCAUGAAAAAGGCGCGUUCACAGGCGCCGAAAGCCGCCGGAUCGGCAAGUUCGAGCAGUGCGACGGCGGCACCAUUUUCCUCGACGAGGUGGGUGAUAUGUCGCCCGCCGUGCAGAGUAAGGUCCUGCGUUUGCUGCAGCAGCAGACCUUUGAACGCGUGGGCGGCAACACCACGAUCAAGUCCGAUGUGCGCAUCGUCUCGGCGACCAACCGUGACCUGGAAUCGAUGUGCGAAGAGGGUGAGUUCCGAAAUGACCUGUUCUACCGGCUUAACGGGUACACGAUUACUCUACCGCCGCUCCGCGAUCGUGGCGACGACCGGGUGAUGCUGCUGCAGCACUUCCUCGCUCAGCUCAACAAGGAGCUGGGGCGGGAGGUGCAGGGCGUCGCGCCCGACGCGAUGCGCCGCCUGCUCGACUACGACUGGCCUGGCAACGUGCGGGAGAUGCAGAGCGUCGUCAAGCAGGCGAUGCUGCACUGCAGCGGGCCGGUGUUGAUGGCUUCGGCGUUGCCGCAAGAGGUGACCGCAGGCCCCAUGCGGCCUAGGAAGUCCGCCCCGGCCGCGGAGCCACAGGGCGAGGGGGAUGCCGGCAGUUCUAACGGGCACGUGGCCGAGGGAGAGCAGGCCUCAGCUAAUGGUUCGGCCGCCGCAAACGGGCUUGGCGAAUUCAUUAGCUCGCAGAUUGCAGCCGGCUCUGUCGGAAGCCUCGCGGAUUCUUGGAAUCACCCGCGGCAGCUUGCGUAA